ACAGGAUAAGCUUAAUAACGCUUAUUGAAGGUGUAGAUAUCGCUUCGCAAUCCAACUUAAUAUAGCUCAAAAGAUAUCCCUAUAGAUUUACCGGAUAGUUGUGAAACUCCUCCAAAAUCCUGACAUGUCUUUUUGGGGGCCACAAACUGCAUCAUACCUCAAAGUGUCGCUCACGCUACUAUCGUGGGUCCCCGUCGCCUUCACGUUCCAGUCGCACGUCUAUGAUAUAACCCAGGUCAAGGGCGCCUCCAUGGUCCCCACAUUCAACCCCCCCGAAGGUGUCUCCAACGAUUUCGUGUUGGUGCAUAAGUUCAAUCUCAGGCACUCGCUCAAAGUGAACGAUGUGGUUCUCUUCCGCUCGCCCACCAACCCCGAGCAGGUCUACGUGAAGCGUAUUAAGGGCUUACAGGGCGACACAGUCAUCGCAAAGCACCCUUAUCCGAAAAGACAAGUGCAGGUCCCGCGUAAUCACAUCUGGGUGGAGGGCGACAACAGCAGCUUGACGGUGGAUAGCAACAACUUCGGGCCCAUCAGCAAUGGGCUAGUGAUAGGACGUUGCGAGAAGAUCAUCUGGCCGGUAUCGCGCUGGGGAAAUGUGAGGGGCUACGGCGGAAGAGAAGCCCGAGAGAGAAUGCUCCGUGGCAUUGAGUCGAUAGAGGAUGUCUAAACGAAUCUGAUUUCGCCUAUAAGCCCCAAUUCCCGUCAAAAUUCGCUGAAACACAUAGCUAGCCAAAGGUAUACCCGAGUAUACACGCAUUGGCCACAAGCUAGCGAAGGGCAGAUGUUUCUCAAUACUCAGUUUAAUAAAUCAUAGGACACAACGGCAGAUACCUGGCACCUUUC
This is a messenger RNA of Babjeviella inositovora NRRL Y-12698, 843 nucleotides long. It is a transcript of the gene IMP2, whose product is annotated as endopeptidase catalytic subunit. Gene Ontology annotation, molecular function: serine-type endopeptidase activity. Gene Ontology annotation, biological process: mitochondrial respiratory chain complex assembly. NCBI's taxonomy places the organism in Eukaryota, Fungi, Ascomycota, Pichiomycetes, Serinales. The transcript has a single exon. Gene Ontology annotation, cellular component: mitochondrial inner membrane peptidase complex; membrane. The coding region runs from base 125 to 667 and encodes 180 amino acids. The record is from RefSeq and is a predicted model, not a curated record.